AAAAGAGAAGAGGAAAGGAAAGAAGAGGAAAGGAAAGAAGAGGAAAGGAAAGAAGAGGAAAGGAAAGAAGAGGAAAGGAAAGAAGAGGAAAGGAAAGAAGAGGAAAGGAAAGAAGAAAGGAAAGAAGAGGAAAGGAAAGAAGAGGAAAGGAAAGAAGAGGAAAGGAAAGAAGAGGAAAGGAAAGAAGAGGAAAGGAAAGAAGAGGAAAGGAAAGAAGAGGAAAGGAAAGAAGAGGAAAGGAAAGAAGAGGAAAGGAAAGAAGAGGAAAGGAAAGAAGAGGAAAGGAAAGAAGAGGAAAGGAAAGAAGAGGAAAGGAAAGAAGAGGAAAGGAAAGAAGAGGAAAGGAAAGAAGAGGAAAGGAAAGAAGAGGAAAGGAAAGAAGAGGAAAGGAAAGAAGAGGAAAGGAAA
This is a messenger RNA of Schistocerca cancellata (South American locust), 408 nucleotides long. Its product is annotated as DNA ligase 1-like. The record is from RefSeq and is a predicted model, not a curated record. The transcript is spliced from 2 exons. NCBI's taxonomy places the organism in Eukaryota, Metazoa, Arthropoda, Insecta, Orthoptera, Acrididae. The annotation marks the transcript as partial.